Messenger RNA from Carlito syrichta (Philippine tarsier), 393 nucleotides. Its product is annotated as histone H4. Gene Ontology annotation, cellular component: nucleosome. NCBI's taxonomy places the organism in Eukaryota, Metazoa, Chordata, Mammalia, Primates, Tarsiidae. Gene Ontology annotation, biological process: nucleosome assembly. The transcript has a single exon. Gene Ontology annotation, molecular function: DNA binding; protein heterodimerization activity; structural constituent of chromatin. The record is from RefSeq and is a predicted model, not a curated record. Bases 1 to 312 code for a protein of 103 amino acids.
AUGUCUGGGCGAGGGAAGGGCGGCAAGGGGCUGGGAAAGGGAGGCGCCAAGCGCCACCGGAAGGUGCUCCGGGACAACAUCCAGGGCAUCACAAAGCCAGCGAUUCGCCGUCUUGCCCGCCGUGGGGGCGUUAAGCGCAUCUCUGGGCUCAUCUACGAGGAGACCCGGGGAGUGCUCAAAGUCUUUCUGGAGAACGUGAUCCGCGACGCGGUGACUUACACCGAGCACGCCAAGCGCAAGACGGUGACGGCCAUGGAUGUGGUGUACGCGCUGAAACGCCAGGGCCGCACCCUGUACGGCUUCGGCGGCUGAGCUGUCCCCGCACCGCCCCAUCAGAUCCCCAAAGGCCCUUUUCAGGGCCCCCAAAGUGUCACGGGAGGAGCUGCUGGCACU